CAUAAUCCGCCAUGGCGUCAGCAAACGUUACACUGGAAAAUCAGCUGCACAGUGCACAGAAAAACCUGCUCUUCCUCCAGCAGGAUCACGCCAACACACUGAAGGGGCUACAUGCAGAGAUCCGCAGAUUACAACAGCAGUGUACAGACCUGACAUACGAGCUCACUGUGAGAAGCUCUGAUCCCUCAGACAGCAGCGAGGUCCGAUGCAAGGAGCUGCAAAGGAGGUGCGAGGAACUGGAGGCUCAGCUGAAGAAGAAGGAGGAGGAGAACACAGAGCUGCUCAGGGACCUGGAGCAAAAGAACGCCAUGAUUUCCGUCCUGGAAAACACCAUCAAAGAGAGGGAGAAGAAGUACCUGGAGGAGCUUAAGAUGAAGAGCCACAAGCUGGCUGUUUUGUCCGGGGAGCUGGAGCAGAGAGCGAGCACCAUAGCUUACCUGACUUCACAGCUGCAUGCUACUAAGAAAAAGCUGCUGGCUGGCAGUUCCUCUGAGGCCAGCCCUAAUGUCAGUCCCGUCACCUCAUACAAGCCCACACCUCCCCCGGCCAAAGACAGGCAGCCUGAAACCCCACGUCGGCGCAUGAAGAAGAGCCUCUCCCAGCCUCUUCACCCGGAGCUGACAGAGGUGUACCGCCUCGGCCCGGACGGCAGGCGGCUGGUCCUGCGGGAGACAGUCGAUGCCAUGCCCGACCCCACACCCUUCUUGCAGGCAGGCAGAGAGUCUCCCGAACCACAGGUAGUGCGAGAACGGCCUGCAGUGAUCCCUCCUAUUGCCUCGGAGCGUCCCCCCGUCCCUCCCCUGGGUGCUACGGCCAGCCCUCGUCACAGCCCCGCUCGGGACCGUCAGUACAGGGCUCAUGUGGGCGUGGCGCACCGCAUCCCGCACGGCACCCCUCCCCUGGCCCCGCCGCAGGCAGAGCUGGAGACGCUGGCAGUGGACCAGGUCAAUGAGGAGAAGGUAGUGCGGAAGCGCUCAGGAGCCGACAGGACAGUUUAACACUGCAAUGCUAACAUGCACAUAAAACGCGCACACACACAUACACAUCUACUGUAUACACACCACACUGCAAGAACAGGAAGGAGCCUGACCCACUGUGUAGCCUGCUUUUUACGCAACACUGCAAUAUGAAAAAAAAACAACAAAACAAAAUUAUAAUUUUGUUCGUGGUAUUCCAUAAGGACUUUUGUUUUUCUUAUUAUAAAGUAGAGAAGGACUACUAUAAAGCAUGCCAAAUGUUUCUUAUUUACAACUUGUAUUAUACACAUCUUGACUUUUUGCUUAGACUUUCACGUCAUUCUGUCUUACAUGGUGCAUACAACAAAUUUCAGCCAAAUAUCUGCAUCAGUGCCUGCUAACUGGUUCAACCAUACACAAGCUGCUUGGUGUAGUCAUAGCUAAUAGUUAUCUUUACAUAUCUCUGUCUGCUCUACCUUCAGUCUGGACAUAUCAACAAACUAUAUAACAAAAGAUAUCUGCAGCUGCGUAGGAUAGAACUGAAAUAAUUAAAACUACUACUCCCCGAAUGUCUUUCAUCUGCUUGUGAUAUCAGUAUAAUAUCAUUACUGUAGGUAUGAGCUGCAUAAUGUGCAAUUGAAAUUGGCUGGUUGUUAAGAUGAAAAGCUGUGUUUUCACCUUUUCUGGGAAAAAAACAGCAGCAGUGUACAUGUUUAAAUGCAGUAUGAAACGACAGCGGCCAGGACGUGCAUUAGUGUGCGAGAGAUGAGAGAGGCGGAGAGUGUGUGUUUCUGAGACACAACAAAAGGCCAUUGAGAGAAUUAAGUUUUGGUUUUCAACAAUAUCCAUCAAUGUUAUUUGUGAUACAAGGGCAUUUUUGAAAACACUGCUGUACUAGGAUUUUGUGAUAUUAUUAACUGUACUUUAUAAAGGCUGUAAAUUUGUAAUGAAUUCUUUUUUUAAUUUAUUGUUUAAUAUAGAACACACUAGGAAAUACGACACUUCAGAUAUUCACCGUAGUUAUGACGCCACCUACAUGAUGGUAAUUAAAUUCACUUAAUAACCUGCUUUUCACAUUAAGAUCACUUGUCCUUGAAGUAUACAAAUCAAUACAAUAAAGCAAUGCUUUUUUGGUUUG
Molecule: messenger RNA, 2094 nt
Organism: Stegastes partitus (bicolor damselfish)
Lineage: Eukaryota; Metazoa; Chordata; Actinopteri; Pomacentridae
Gene: ccdc92
Product: coiled-coil domain containing 92
Exons: 3
Coding region: 12-998 (328 amino acids)
Source: RefSeq, a predicted model, not a curated record